This is a messenger RNA of Cladocopium goreaui, 875 nucleotides long. The record is from the annotation of a GenBank genome assembly. NCBI's taxonomy places the organism in Eukaryota, Dinophyceae, Suessiales, Symbiodiniaceae.
AGAUGGUCGACGAGAUGGUCACCGGCUUUCGGAUUCAAUACAACACCAAUGCCAACAUGUUGGCAGGGAUCAAUCCCAACUUGGUUCAUGUCGAUGGUGGUGCAGAGCUGUCCAUCUAUGGCGAUUUUCCCGGAGAUGACCUGUGGUGUGGCUUUGAAGGCGUGCUGGAGGUUGACCGAGCCCGCCGAAUCUCUCCCAUGGAGCUACGGUGCUUUUCACCAAGUCGCACAGUCGGCUUUGGACGCGUCUUUCUGAUGCAUGAGGAUGCUUUUGGUGAACUGACAGUGAGACACCAAGGCAUGUUGGAAUUGGAGUACGUGGAGCCGCUGGACCUCUUUGAAGUUCAUCCUCGUGAGGUUGUGGAUGGACACAGCACUCGGCUGCGCGUUUUGGGUUCGCAUUUCCGACCGGUGGCAGAGCUGCGCUGUGGCUUCGCCAGCCGUCAGAAGCGGCGAAACUUUCUCACGCAUCAAAUCCCAACCUGGACAUGGCCUGGCAGAGUGCGAUGCAGCACUUCUCUGGCAGCGCGAGCGAGACGAAGCUUUGUCAUGUUUUCUGCGCACCCAGUGGAGCCAUUAGAACGGCAAGAUCCCUUCGUUUGUGUCUCAUACAUGCCGGAUGGUACAUGGGUCUACCAUGUGGUCGAGGACUCUGGCAUCACAGCCAUGCCUUUCAUCCCGCGCUUUGACGACGCUUUGGUGGCUGAAUUCAUUGAAGAUGAAGCGUUUACACUGGAGGGGCGGAUGAAUGUCUUUGCUGGACUUCAUAUGGGCUACGACAGGGGGGAUCUGCUCUUCCUGAAAGAUGUGGGUAACUUGACCGAGUGGGCUGAAGACAGAGCCAUGAAGUUCUAUACGCCCCAGACUACCCGACAG